Molecule: messenger RNA, 13421 nt
Organism: Spodoptera frugiperda (fall armyworm)
Lineage: Eukaryota; Metazoa; Arthropoda; Insecta; Lepidoptera; Noctuidae
Product: piggyBac transposable element-derived protein 3
Exons: 2
Coding region: 6293-8230 (645 amino acids)
Source: RefSeq, a predicted model, not a curated record
UAAUCCAUCGGAUUACUUUAGUGUAGAAAAAUUAUACACAUCAACAUCGGUUUGAGCGUGCACAUAUUUCAAAAGUUAAUUAAACCUUAUUAUGUAACACAAUUUUCUGUUAGUAUUAAAGUAAUUAAAAAAGAUAAUGUAUUUCACUUACCUUAACGUUAUAAGUAAUCUUUCUACAGCACUAAUAGAUACUCUCCAAUUUGUGUGCUUUCUCUGUAAAGCAUUUCUCACUUUGGACAUGAUAAUAUUAAAACACUGUGGAGUCAUUUUAUACACUGUGACAAAACGAUCUGGGUAAUUGUGUAGGUCCUCCAUUAUUUUAAAAAAUCGAUUGUCUUCAUUGCUUAGCCAUACCGGAUGUACCCAGUAACGUCUAACCCUCUGUAUAUUAGCGAGAUUUACCAGUGCUAGUACAUCUUCAUCUUCAGAAGAAGACAUGUCGAGGUGACAAAAUCAGACUGUUGAAUGCCGAAAAUAGUCCUGACUGCGCGACUGCGUCGCGUCCGCGCCCCGUCUCUUCUAUAUAACUUCAAAAGUCGCGUCCGUGUCUCGUCUCCGCCCUGUCCGCGACGCGUCCUCGUCUUACGUCUCUUCUGUCUGGCCUGCGCCUAGAGGUGAUUACGACAACAGAAGUUUGGAUAAAUAAAGUAUACAUUCUUACCGAAUUGUGUACUUUAUUUGGACCCCUACCUACCUACCUGCCGGCCAACCUGACUACCAGGUACAAUAAGUGCCGCAAACUUAUUAAAACAGAAUCAGAAAGUAAAGCAACAAAAGAAACGAAACGUCUUAUGAAAAAUAAACAUAUAAAUAAAACAAACAAACCUAUUACGGACGAAGAUCUUCUUAAAUUUUAUUAGAAGAUUAGGUAGGUACAUUUUAAGAGUUUAUAAAGAUUUAAGUGGGUACCUAGGUAGGUGUUAGAAAAUAUUUCAAAAAGUGCCAAUGAUUAUAAGACUGCCAAUAAGUGCCAAUGAUUGAUUUAUUCCAUUCUAAUACCAAAAACUAAUACCACUGGUAUUUGAUUCAACUCUUAUUUUUUUUCUAUUCCGAACGGAUACCACUUUUUAAAAAAAUUAAUUUAAUGUACGAACGAUUACCAACAACUUGAAUUUGGUACAGUCAGCGCAGUCAAACCUAAUCAAAGUAAAUUUGUUUUUCAAUAUUUUUAUGUAAUUGUAAUAUAAUGCUUAAAACCUUCCAAAUUCACUUCACUCCAAUAUUUUUACAAAGGUUAGCAUAGGUAAGAGUAGUUUUAGUGAAUCAUCUUGCUAUUUUUUUUACCUGCGAGAAAGGGUGAGUUUCUAUAUAUAUAUAUAUAAUCUAUUGUUCAAAAAAUCGAAACAACCAAUCAAAGUCAAGUGUGACUGGAAUGUUGUGCUUUGACUCGGAGAGAAAUUUUAUCUACAUAAAUUCUUCAGUACAUUUCCGUCAGGGGGGGUCAACUAUGUAUGGGCAUUUGGUGAAUACCUAUUGGGGAUCCAAUAGGGUUGCAAGCAAAAUGUAACUUUUUUAAUCCAAUUUAUUGGUAGUUUCAAUGACUCCUUCUUUUGUUACCAUUUUUGAUUAGUUUUAUAUUAUUACAGCGAGAAAAUAAAUAAAAUAUCGGACUUUUGCAGUAACACGUCACAAAACGUGGAUCUUAAACAUUUUUUUACAUAAAUGUCUCUUUUGUGGUAUAUUAUUUUAGCACUAUGGCAGCACUGGAUAUUUUCUACCCUACAAACAUUCAAAAUGGCGGUUGUUGUUGUUUGUUUGCUGUUCGGUUUGUAUCGUUCGUAAAUCAAUCAACACAAUUUUGCUGUAGCAGUUUCCGAUUUGUUCCAUAAUAAUUACAUUAAUUGCGUUGAGUCGAGCCUUUGCUCCUCCGCUAUAGUGUAGAGUUGUGGUUAAAGUCGUUGUGCUGCCGUUUGCUAUUUGAGACAGUGACUCUUAGUACCGUUUAGUUUUCGUCAUUAUUAGUUUAAUUAUGGCUGAUAAUAUUCGACGAAGAUGUCUAAAAUGUGGCCGAUCACCGAAGGAAGAAUCCGACAUUUGCCUUUAUAGAUUUCCUAAACCUGGACCAACUAACAUGUUACGGUAAGGAGUACCCAUUUAUUUCCAUAUAAGUUUAUAUCUUAGUAGUGAAAUGAAGCUCCCACAUACUAGAAUGGUUGCUAAAACAUCCGAUUUCAUCCAGGAAAGUAACAGAAACAAUCCAUCAAACACAAAAAAUUUGAUAACUGCAGUUGUUGCCACCGUAUUAUAACAUUAUCUUUAGUUUAAUAAGUUUGCGACUUAGAAAUUGCUUCCUCUCAAUGAUCAAUUAUUAUUUUGUUACAGUUGUGUGUCAUGGGCCGUGUUUUGUUUUCCUGAUGCUGAUGCCAGUGAGUGGCACUCUGUGGAUGUCCAUAAAAAUCUUUUCCUAAAGUACAAUAUCAAAUACGAUACAGAUAUACAGUCCAAUGUUCAGACAGGACAAAGUAAUUAUUAACAUUUUACCAUCCAAUAAAUUUCAUAUUAAAGAUGUAUGAACUAUGGGUCAUUUUAAUACUUCAUUCUUUACAGGUUUGGCAAAAUGGAGUCACAUCAAACAAUUUUAUGAACUGGAUAGUAAAAAUAUGAAUUUCGUAUUUGCACCGGUUCUUCGUAAACAACAUUUGAAUCCAAAUACAAAAGAAAAGAUGGGGGUAAAGUUGGCUGCUCAAGUUUUUAGCCACUCUGUUGCUGCACAAAAAUAGCCACAGGUAAAUCCAUACUAAUAUUAUAAAUGGGAAAGUGUGUUUGUGAGUUUGUUUGUUUGUCCUUUCUUCACGUCGAAACGGAGCGAGAUAUUGACAUGAUUUUUUGUGUGAAGUUAGCUGGGAGGCUGGAGAGAGACAUAGGCAACUUUUAACCGCGGGAAAACAUCUCAUUCCCUUGGGAAAAUUAAAAAUGUUUAUCGUGGGCAAAGCCGCGGGCGGAAGUUAGUAAAAUAAUAGAUUGUUUUUACUUUUUUCUAUUCACAAUGCAAUUUUUAUUUAGGACUGAUUUUGCAAUACCUAGACAAAGUUUCUUCCAAUUCAAAUUGACAAUGAUCUGCAUUCCAUGUCUUAUUCUUUUCUGAUUAACUACUGAUAUAGUGUUUAUCUGAAGAUUUAUAACACACACCACACACAUCCACAGGCAUAGAUAAGCUACAAAUACUUUUUUAAGGUAAAAAAUAACCAAUAUUUUGUAAUAUUCUUUACCACUAUUAUGAAAAUGUCUACCAACUAGAUACAAAGGUUGUGCUAAGAAGAAUACUUACACCAUGUUUUUUUUUUAAAUGGUAAUAAAUAACUUAGAAAAUGUACUAUUUUUCCCUACUAUGUGGUUUUCAGAAAUAUGACUGACAUGCUAGAAAGAACUACUUUCGAGCACUACCACAACCAAACUCAGUGAUGCUCUGGCAAUUUUUAAACAGUUUAAAAUAUUUUAAUACUUACUACAUAUUAUUUUACUUCCUUUUCUCAAUUGCGAUAGAGCCUAAAUCCCAAAGAAAAAAAUGACUCCUUUAGUGUUAUAAAGUUAGAUUACUACCCUACUUACCCUUACCUUAGAUAUUAAAAAACUACGACGUGUUAGGAAGUAGUGCUCUUCUCAGCAUGACCUUUGUAUCUCCUACAUCUAGUUGGUAGAAAUUUUCAUAAUAGUACAAAAAUGCUUGAGUAUUUUUUACUCAAUAUACUGUAAAGAUACUAGAAAAAAAUCCAUGUUCAUGGCAGGGAGUACAACAGGAUAAAUCAGCCCUUAAUGAAUUAGUAUUGUAAAAUAUCAACUAAAACAUUGCCACAGACAGUGGAUAUAAAUUAAAAUCCAUACUUAAUAUUAUAAAUGCGAAAGUAAUUCUGUCUGUUACUCUUUCACGCCUAAACCACUGAACCGAUUUGGACGAAAUUUGGUACGUAGAUAGAGUUGACCAUGAGAAAGGUCGUAGGCUACUUUUUGUUGCGAAAAAAGGGGUAGAAAGGGUUGAAAUAGGGGGUGAAUAUUUGUAUGGAAAUUUGCUAUCAUACAGACCACGCGGGCGAAGCCGCGGGCGGAAGGCUAGUUAUUUAUAAUCACGGCAAUUAUCUAGCUCGUACGAGUUCUAAUAGUAAUAAUGGCAACUAGAUACAUGAAAACUUUUAAUAAAUGCCCAAACCAAGACAAAUAGACAUGUCAAUAAAAUAAGAGACAGUAUCGUCAAGUCAGGCAUCAAAGGCUGUGGAUUUGUGUUUCUUCGGAUAGAUUAAUUUUCAGUAACUAGCCUACACUGUAUGUGCCAAUGUAAUGUGUGCAUUUGUACAAUUAUGACCCUUUUUUGUUUUAUUUCAGGAGAAAUGCCCUCAGAAGCUAUAGCCACAGCUGACCUAGUGUCAAAUAUGGAUAAAUUUUGUUCGAUAGUUUGAACAGUGAAAGUGCAGAAUUAAAAAGAGGAAAGCCAUUUUCCACAAAUUUAUCAAAAAAAUCACCACAUCUGGAUUUUUUCAAUAAAAUGAAAAUUAAAAUUACGAACAUGCAAUUUGUGGGCAGUUCGCAAAUUCCUCCAUCGCAACAAGGUUGGAUCUGGACUAUUAAUGCAGUAGAGCGGUUAUGGAAAAAUCUUACAUGGAAACAUAAUAAUAUAAAAACAUUAUGCACUCGACGCCUGCAACAGGAUCCAAUCGAAAAUUUAUUUGGCUCUAUAAGAGCAAAUUGUGGAGCCAACACAAAUCCGACUGUUGGUCAAUUUGUAGCGGCCUUGAAAACCACAAUCAUGUCCAACCUUGCACAUUUGUCGAGUGGUGGAAACUGUGAACUAGACGAUAAUGAAAGUAUAUUAAAGAAUUUUAAGAAAUUAUUUACACCCACACUCGUGCACACUGCCGAUGAAGAUAAAAAAGAACUGGACGAAACGCUUUGCUCCGCAACACUUUCAUCCGAUUCGGUAAAUGAAAGUUUUAUCGAACUUUCGUCUACUGAUAGUGCAGAAUUGCAGGCGUGUGCGUACGUGUGUGGGUAUUUAUUAAAAAGGAAAAAAAACGAGUGUAAAACAUGCAACAAUUUUCUUUUAGAAAAGGAAAUAGAUUAUAAUUGUAUGGUAUUUAUGGAAUUUAAAGAGUACGACGAUUUAAAAAAAUCGCUAAUGUAUGCGUCAAAAUCACUUGUAAACUGUGUGGAAUCUUGUGCGACUGUUAUUAAUGAACUUUUGCGCACAAAAUUCCACACAGUAAAUAUCCGUCAAACUAUAAUAAAUAUAGUUAAGGUUAAAGUAGAUUUUAAGUUUAUAACUUGCCACCACAAAGAAAAUGUGAACUUUAUAUUAAAUUCUGUAUUUUUAUAUGUGUUAAGCGUUUUUGUACUCUUAAAAAUGGUCAGUACAAGGAAGAGUCGUCGACUACACUAUUAAAGAAUAAAAUGAAUAUAAUAAAACAUAGAUAAAAUCUAUAUGAAAUUGUUUACUUUUCACCUUAUCCUUAACUAACUUUUUCUAGAGUUCAAGCGUUUUUUCCAUGUAUUAUUCUUCUGUUUGAAUUGGUUAACGAUUAAAAUAUACAUUAUUUCAAACAGAAGAAUAAUACAUGGAAGAAACGCUUGAAACUAACGAAUAAGCGAGCACCUUGGUUUUGAAUUUUCCCGCAUAAAAGUUUUAAAUUUCCCGCUAAAUUAGUUUCGUUGGGGAUACCAAUAGAUGUCGCUAUGAAAAAUCGUCUACCAUUUUUUUGUAUGGAGUUGAUAUUCUUCUUAGUAUAUGUGUUCUGUGAUUUCCGUGCGGUGGCGGUGGCGUAUUGGUAUCAGAGUGACAGUGAUUUUUAUUUAUUAAGUGAGUAUAUUAAUUUGUUCUUUUGUAUAAUUUACUUCUCUUUAUUAAAAUUAGUGUUAUUUAAAAUACCUAUUAUUUGAUUUUUUUAUCAUAAUCCAAUCAAAUGUAAAAGUUACAUACAUACAAAUGCCAGUACCGCGAAUUUAGUUUCUAUUACUAUACUAUCCCAUACUGAGCUGCAAAUUGCAAAAAACUUACGAUAAUUUGAAUUUUGCGGGCCACCCUGGAGCAUCCACCUUAACCUCGUACCGCCCCUUGUACAUUAUAAUGUAGGUACAUAAUAUUAGAAAUCAUUAAAGCCCAAACAUAUUUAAAAAAAGUACACGUAAACGCCCAGCGUACAUUACGAUGAACAAAAUAAAUUUUGUGGAAAGUUUAAAUUUCCCGCCAGGAUACAUAUUAAUGGUGACUUUUAUUUGAUUUGUGUUUAAUGCUGUCAACGUUUUGACGUCUGUCAACUUGAUAGAAACCAUUGGUUAAACGUCAAAAUUGCACACACGUGGCAAGAUGGCGAGCCGGCAGAUACCACGUCUGGGGGAUGUUGAUAUUGAACAAUUAUUGGUCGAUUCAGAAAUUGAGGACUUUGUUCCUUCAGACGAAGAUGUAGGGGAUCCGGAAUACAUGCCAGUUUUCGGAUCGCCAGAAAAUAGAACGGAAACUGAAAAUGAAACGGAAUCGGAAGCGGAAGAAAGGCCAGUUAGACGUGCUCAAGGUCGAGGACAUGGUGCUGGGAGAGGACGUGGUGCUGGGAGAGGACGUGGUGCUGCUAGUGGACGUGGUGCUGCGAGAGGACGUGGUGCUGAGCGAGGUCGGAGAGGGGUAAGAAGGGGAAGGGUGAGGGGUCCUAAUUCAACGGUUGAGACAUCAUCAAAUGGGUCCUCGGUACCUUCAAGCAACUGGACCAUACAAGAGUUUCAUCCUCAAACUCCAGUUUUAUUAGAGCCGGCCUAUUUGCCACUAAAUAGUCAAGGUUAUCAGAAGCAAGAUUAUUGGAAGCAAUAUAUAACCGACGAUUUAAUUGAUUUAAUAGUCCAGAAAAGCAACCAAACCGCAGUUGAGAGACAUGGGCGGAGCUUAAACUUGACCGCAGUCGAAACACAUGUGUACCUGGGUAUAACAUUAGUAAUGUCUUCCAUCAAUUAUCCUAAUCUGCGAAUGGCUUGGGAGAAGAAAUGGAAGGUGCCUGUCAUAGCUGAUAAUAUGUCUCGAAACAGAUUUCUUCAGCUGAGAAACAGUUUGAAAGUUGUAUUUGACAAUGAUAUCACGCCGCAAAUGAGAUCUCAGGAUAUACUUUGGAAAGUUCGCCCUCUAAUCCAAUAUAUGCAAGUUGGUUGCCGCGCUCAACAAAAAGACCAAAGCCUCUCCUUAGACGAAAUGAUCAUCCCAUUUACCGGGUCAUGUUCCAUAAAACAGUACUGUCCGGGAAAACCUAAUCCUGUAGGCAUAAAAGCAUUUGUCUUAGCAAAUCCAGAUGGAACUGUGUGUGAUUUCCAAGUUUAUCAAGGGCAAACGACCUUUUCAGACUAUGCUGAUACACCUUUUGGAUUGGGUGAAAAAGCAGUAUUAACAUUGGCUGACCAACUAGUACCAGGACAUAUACUCUAUUUUGAUAGAUUUUUUACCUCAGAAAAGUUAUUUGAUGAACUUGAAAAGAGGGGUAUCAAGGGGACGGGAACUAUUAUGAAAAAUAGAAUACCAUAUGAUGUGAGAGAAUCAAUAAUAAGUGAUAAUGAACUAAAGUCUCAGGGAAGGGGAAGCUUUCAAGUUUUGGUCAGAAAUGAUAAACGUCUUGCACUUACGAAAUGGUAUGAUAACAAACCAGUACUGUUAUUGUCUUCUGUGGAGGCUGAUGUUGAGGUUGAUGAAUGCAAAAGAUGGUGCAAAAAAGACAAACGUUAUGUAAUUGUGCCAAGACCAAGAGUUGUUAAGGAGUAUAAUAAAAAAAUGGGAGGUGUCGAUUUAGCCGAUCGCAUGUUGGCUGUUUGCCCUAACAGAUAUCGUACCAGAAAAUGGACACAACGAUUUUUCUCACACAUGAUUGAUUUAGCUGUUACAAACUUCUGGUUGCAGUACAAAAACGAUCAGGUAAAAUUAGGAGUUCCUUCAACAAAAAUACUGCAACUGCGUGCCUUUAAAAUGGAACUAGGAGAAAUGCUCAUUGAGUCACAUGUUUUUACAAAUUCUGAUCACGAAGAAGCAUCUGAAACAGAAGUAGUUUCAGCUAGAAGAAAGGGCCGACCUUCAACGGUUGUAGUGCCGAGCGUGAAAUUUCGUACCCAUGCAGCUAAACACCUCCCUAUGAUAAGUGAUGGUAAUUCUAGUAGAUGCCGUCACUGUCAUUACAAUAGGACUCUAUUCAAAUGUAUGCAUUGCAAAGUAAGUUUAUGCCUCACGAGAUACCGUAAUUGUUUUUUUGAUUUCCAUCAGAAUGAUUCAGAUAAUUAGUACAUUUAUCAUUUUCAUGUUUUUUGUAAACAAUACUUACGUUAGAUAUUGUUUAUGCGUAGUUUUUAUUUUUUGUUAUUAGAGAACAAUGUUUAUUUUUUGAUUUUUAUUAGGUAUAUUUGGAAGUUGAUUAUUUAAGAGGAGAUUUGAAAAAGAUAAUUAUAUGUUUUGUUAAUUUUUAAAUAUUUUAGAGGCUUUCAUUAUUUCGUUUCCGUUCGUUUGAAAAAAAGGUGAUUACUUUUGACAGACUUGUGUUAAGACUAUUUCUUUUUUAGAACAGCUAGUGCUUAAUGUUUUAGUACUUUUUAGGUUUUUUGAAGUUUCUUAUUUAUCUGGAUAAGAUAAAACAUUAUUUGUAAUUUUAUUUUAGAGGCAUAUUUCAAUAACUAUCACAGCAAUAGGAAGGUGGUUAAAUUUAAGAGACUUGUCUUAAAGACUGAAUUCAAUUAAGGAUCUCAAUGUGUGAUUAUUACAUAACCAAAAAUAAAGAAAUUGAUUUAUAAAUACUUUUUUCUUUAUAUCCUUUUCACAUGAGUAACACCCAAUAUACAGUUAAAUGAACAAAAUAAAUAACCUCAAUGUAGUAAGUAACGCCUAAUGUCCAUUUAAAUGAACAAAAUAAAUCGCCUUAAAAUUUAAUUCUUGAUCUUCUACGUAACGCCAGGUUAUACCCAAAAAUAUAAAAAAAAUCGUAUGCACAUAUUUACGAAAAAAUAAGUGCAUUCUUGCUUGGGCACUUACAAUAACCUCAUAUUAUGUACAUUAAAAUGAACACUGGGCAUUUAGCUCUCACGAUAUUUUUUAUGCUUGGGCGUUACGAGGUUAAAACAUGUUUUAACUAAUGAAGGUUUAUACCUUCGGUAAGCGUUAUAUCUAUACUAAUAUUAUAAAGCUGAAGAGUUUGUUUGUUUGUUUGUUUGUUUGUUUGUUUGAACGCGCUAAUCUCCGGAACUACUGGUCCGAUUUGAAUUAUUCUUUUUGUGUUGAAUAGUGCAUUUAUCGAGGAAGGCUAUAGGCUAUAAAACAUCACGCUAUGACCAAUAGCAGCCAAGCAGAGCGGGUGAAACCGCGCGGAAGUAGCUAGUUAUGAAUAAGACAGUUAGUGUUCCAUCUUUCAAUAUGUAUUUUUAUCCGAAAACUAUUUUGCUAAAGCUAUUUUGUUGUCCUCACAGGAUGGCAAUAUUACCAAUGAGAAAAAUCAUAGCUGCGAGCCCGAUGAAUUCAAAAAUGUAAUGACAAAAAAGCUGGAUGAUUUAAGAGAUAAAGUGAUGAAGCCUGAUUUCGCCCCAAUACCAAACAUAUAUAACAAAUUCAAAUCACAAUUCUGCGCUACUGAAUCAGAUUUGGUGAGAAAUAUCACAUCGUUUGCAAACAUCAAAUCAAAAUUGUAUUAUGCAAGAAACAACGCAGCUGGUGUAAAAAAAAUUAAAUGUAAAUCAAUUGAUGAAGUAGAAGUUCCAUUACAAUUCAGAGAUUUUUUAGAAAUUAUUUGAAAUUUUGAAACAAAACAUUCCUGGGUGGGAACCCGUAAAAUUUUUAACAGAUUUUGAACUAGCCGCAAUGAACGCCAUUACAAUUGUUUUUCCGUCAGUUGUGAUUAAAGGAUGCUACUUUCAUUAUUCCAAAAAUGUAUGGAAAAAAGCAAAACAGUUGGAUCUGACAAAAGAUGCUAUCACCCAAAGACAUGUAAGACUUUCAGCUUUACUGCCUUUACUUCCUCGUAAAUUCAUAUGGAUGGUGCUACAUAAUGGAAGACUGUCCUGAUACUGACGCCAUUCAAACAUUUAAUGACUACAUGGUGUCAAUUGUGACAUGGCCAUUGCCAUAGCCAUUGGGCUAGAGAACGAGAGUUUUGUAGACAUUUGGUGCGUUCAUGGUGAACGCCAUCGAACCACAAAUGCCGUAUCUUGGCAUAAGAAAUUAAACUCGGCUGUGCCAAAGAAUGCUAAUUUAUAUCAGCUUCUGAACGUGCUGAAAGAGGACGCAGAUUUACAAACAGUGGUUGUUACUCAAUAUAAAUCAAACGCACCCCCGCAAAACGAUGUGCACAGACAACUAUUAUGAAAAAUUCGUGGAUCACAUACGUAACUGACCAACUCCUCAAAAACAAAAUCUCCGUAGGUCACUGCUUAGAAAAAUUAAGGAUUUAGCUACUAAUUGUUGAAAUAUAAGAAAUUAUUUACACGUUAUUUAGCUGAUUAUACUAAUAGUUGAUUUUCUGUGAUAUUUUAUAAUUCUUAGAUUAUAAGUGAAUUAUUCAUAUAUGACAUUUUUGCAAAAAAAAAUUGCUGAUUCAUUGCUAUAUAGGUGAAGAAUGACUGAUUUGAUUAAACAAUAAGUUGAUUUUCUGUGAAAUUUUACAAUUGUUUAGGUAAGGUUAGAAUUCAUUGCAAAAAAAAAUUGCUGAUUCAUUGCUAUGUAAGUGAUGAUGACUGAUUUGAUUAUACAAAAAGUUGAUUUUCUGUGAUAUUUUAUAAUUGUUAGAUUUAAAGUGAAUUUUUCAUAUUAGAUAUUAUUGCAAAAAAAAAAAUGCUGAUUCAUUGCUAUGUAGGUGAUGAAUGACUGAUUAGAUUAUACAAAAAGUUGAUUUUCUAUUAUAUUUUACAAUUGUUAGAUAAAAAGUGAUUUAUUUUUGUUAAAGAUUUACCUGACAUAGUUGUUAUGAGAUAGGUAGAUGUGAAUAAUUACGUACCUAUCUAAUAAUAACUAUGUCAGAUAAAUUUCAAUAUAAAUUGGACGUAAAUAAGCGGAAAGGAUCCAACCCACACUAUGGUCGAAAAUGAGUUAUAUGUAUAUACCAAAACACUCUUUGUAGUCAAUACUUUAAUAUUAAAAAAACAAUCCAUGUAUUUCAACGCAUCAUGUCAUAAUGACUAUACGUUACCAACCCCAAUACAUGUUAUUGCAGUUCAUCACUUUUUUUAUAGAUAUCGCUCCAAGCUACUUAGAUCGUUAUUAAUAAAAUCAUAUUUACUAAAUCACAUAUUAGUAAAACGAUCCAAAGUACUUUGAUAAUUGUAAUUCCAAAGAUAUUAUUUAAUGAAAACGAUUCAUGUGGCAUGGAUCGUUUUCUUUUUAUUCGAAAUCAUUACUUAAAAUGACUUGGUAAAUAUCGAUAACGAUCCAUGUUAACUUGGAUCCUUAUAUUGAAGUUUAUUGUGUACCUAUUUUUGCAAACAGGAACCAACCCUCAAUUUGAGUGAAAUUGAGUUAAAUAUACAGAUAGCGCUACAAUCACCCACUCUAUCUUCCCAAAAGAUAUGGUUCCUUUUUACCGACUAACAACAGAGGUACAGACUGUCAAUAGCGGAACCAACCCAUUUUGGCCCAUCUUUAAAAAAACUGGAAAGAACUAUAUGGCAUAGUACCCUAAACACUUAUUAAAACCAAUUGUUAUACAGACCCAUGACACUUGGUAACUUUUGAACCUAAGCAUUUUAAUUAUGCAAACCAGAACCAAUGUCGGUUGGUUCCAUCUAACACAAAAAGUUACAAUACUUUUAUAUCUGGUUAAGAUUAACCUAAUUUGAAUAAUCUUGAAGGAACCAUAUAGCAUAGUUCUUUAGAGUGUUAAAAUUUUGCAUUAUAUAAACAUACUUUAGAGGGUGGUAGUGUGUGAUCUAAGGUGUAGACCAAAUGAAAGACCGAUGACGACUGAAAGUAUAUUGUUCCUUAAUAAGACGGAUACACAGUGCGCGUGUUCACAUAAUGAACAAUGAAAUGAAUAAACAAUACCUAUAAUUUAUUACAUCCGAAAUAUAAACUGUAACUUUGUUUACGUUGCAACUUGACACGCCUUAAGUAGUACUUAUACGCUAUGCCGCUACACUACUCCCCCCCUUUUUAAAAGAAACACUUUAACAAAACAAAGCGGGGUAUUGAUUUAACAAUCACUUAAAACAAUAUUAUAGCUAAAACUAACAAACCAACAAUAGGUAUAUUUAUUAUCAAGUACACUCUAGUUUAACAAUUAACAAUGGUUCGAAAUUUAAUAGGUUUAUACAAAUACACUUAAAUCUAGUGAUUUAAGUGUAUUUGUAUAAACCUAAUUUAGAGUUAAGGUCUAUUAGUAAUAGACCUUAACUCUAAAUUAGACAGGAAAUACAAAUAACAUUAACUUAUUACUAUAAUAUGUUUACUUAAAAAUUAAAACGUACAGGUUUUUUGCUGACUCGGCCGCUGCGCGUUGUAAGCUUUGUGUCCCUAAUGUCGAAUCUUGUUCUAGCUCAAAUGUAGUAUCAAUAGAGAGUAAGGAUUGCAGCAGAGAAGCAGAUAAAAUGGUGUGUAGGAUCACAGCCAAUGUUGAACUGCUGAUAUCAGGAAUGAAGCAAUCUUUGUGUUUUAUAGCCAAAGAUGUAGAGACUGGAGCAGUGAGCAUGUAUGUAGUCAUUAGAAUUCAAUCCCUGAGAUUAGAGUGUGUUCAGACUUCUCUGUAUUACACAUUCCAACCAAAACUAAAUGUCAUUAAUCAUUCAAAUUGUUAUGGGAGAGAUUACUGUAGUGAAGGAGCAGAACAAUCUUGCAAAAAAUUCUUGGAUCAAGAAAACAUGGCCAAUGAGAUGUUUCCUGCACACUUAUAUUAAGAAAUGUGGAUUAAAUGCUGGAUGUGCUGGCAAUGGCUGUUUUUAUUGCUCCGAUGGAUGUGCUUUCAGUUCAAUUUCAGUCGAAAACCCAAAUCAAGAAUCAUACCAGGUCAUGUCAUGCUCUUCUUGGAGAUACAAGGUCAUUGCUGACAUAAAUCUCAAAAGAUCAGGAUUGAGCUUCAUCCAUACUCUAUCUUUGGAGGAUGCUACCAGUAAGGAAGUUGAUGAUCUCACAUUCACUUUAAAAUCAGCCACCACAUCCCCAUCAGGUAUCAUAAGUAAGUGCUUCAUGAGGAAAGCUGGCUUGAUAGCAAUGGUAGACUGUCAGGGCACAUCAGAGAUGAAUUCUGGGAAAGUGGGGGAAGUCAGAUGCCAAACUGUGAAUGAUGCCUUAUAUCCUGGACCAAAUUGUAAAAUAGCCAGCUCAAGCGUUAUUACAGAAAGAGCAGGCUGGAGCUGGCUGGCCAAGUUAAAUAGUGUAAACAUAUCGAAACAAUUCAUGAAUGGUUUAUUACCACAAGCAUAUGGUGGAUACUUAGUUCAAUCUGACUCGGAUCAAAUUUUCAUGUUGGCACCUCCGAAUAGUAUCUUGUCAAUAAACCUUCAAA